AUGGCGGGCAAGGUGGGCAGCCAAGUAAGGCCGGGCAGACGGUCAGUCCUACCGGAGACAGGCAGCUUGGGCAGGGACUGGGGCUGGCCGGAGGGCGGGGGAGGGGAAGACAGCGCCUGUCCGCUUUGGGGUCCCCGGCUCCUUGGCCCCGACCCGCGUCCCCCGCCGUCGCCGCCUCAGGCUAAACUCGGCCUGGCCCGGGGAGGCCCCAGAGCCCGCCUCGCCGCCUCAAGUCAGAGCCUGCGGGCCGCCGGGUCUCUGGCGCCGACCCCGGGGGCGCUGGGGGCGCUGGGGGCGGGGAAGGGGCGUCCCCAACUCACUGGCCCGGAGAGGGCAACCGUGUCGCCCGCACGGACGCUGGCGGCCAAGCGGGGAAGCCGGACCUGUCCGCCACGCAGGGCGGCCGGCUCGCGGACCCGGGCCCGCUCUCGUUCCCACCCCUCCUCCCCUCUAGCCCCAAGCCAAAUGAAAAGGGUUCUUUGGGUCUUGCCCUUUGGGGCAAGAACGCAGGAACCCACGCUGGGUUUGAGCUUUCUGCUUAGAAUGAGCUGA
Rangifer tarandus platyrhynchus (Svalbard reindeer) is the source of this 552-nucleotide messenger RNA. Lineage: Eukaryota; Metazoa; Chordata; Mammalia; Artiodactyla; Cervidae. The record is from the annotation of a GenBank genome assembly.